GACAUCUCGUCAUUUCGUUCAUCGGUGCUAGUGCUGGAAACUCGCAGGUGAAUGUGUGUACACGCAGAUGACGAACCACACACAAGCGCUCUGAAAUGGGAUGUUUCAUAGGCUAAGGACUACGACAAACGCCGGGCGGACAGCUGAAUUUGAAGCGGAAUUUUAUAUCAUAUCACAGGCAUGUCCGCUUUUGUGGCCCAUCCCUCGGUUCGUGUCAGAGGAACAGAACACGCAUACACACCUGUGCUGUGUCAGGAUGAGAAGUGUUUGGGGCAGGAGAAAGGAGUGCACAUGCACUGCCCGCUCUGUUCUGUGGCCGAGGCUUACCAAGAUCCCGUCAUCCUGCGAGCUCACUUCCGCAUCAAACACGUGGACAAAGGCAUUGACUUUGCAGGUUUGAAGGUUCUGCGUUGCUGUAUCCAUUGUGAGAUUGUGGGAACUAUUAAAGGAGAAAAGAGGUUUAAAGGUGCGCAUUGGCACUGUUACCGCUGUAGAAAUGGUUUCAACAGGAGGGAUGAGGCCAUCAAACACUAUAAAACACACUUCCGAAAUCCCCACACCACAUUCCAGAUCCAAGUGACACAGAAUGUGAACUGCCGACAGUAUUAUGGUGAGAGCUCAGAGGCUCAUGCUAAAGCAUAUGAAGGGCUGGCAGUGAGUCUUGGAUCAGGAGGAGAUGGCACAAGCAUUGGAUCCAUAUUAACUCACCCUAUCCUGACCACUGGCACUGAAACCCUAUUGACUGUGGAACCAAAGGAAGAUGGUGAGAGAAAUGGGAUCCCACUUGGUGCUGAGGAGGAGGUGGGGUCUUCCCAGAAUUCAUGUGACGGGACACAGACUCUUGUUCUUAUGGACCCUGAUGGACAGGGAAACAGUGUGAUCUAUGACACGGCUACUGGUAUCAUUACUGAACAGGACGCAGAAGGUUUGGAACAGACCCUGCUACAGAAACGACUCCUGGAGCUCCACCAACAGAUGUACACACUCCGUCAGGAGAAGGAGACUAUGGAGAAGACACUACAAGCUGAGAUUAAACAGCUCAAAGAACAGGUUGCAAGUCUGGUUCAAUCUAAUGUUAGGAUGUUUGAGGAACUGCAAGCAUACCAAUGUCCAGAUCACAGCCAGCAGAAGGUGGCCAAGCUUAUGGAAAACCUUGAAGCUCAGCACAAGGAGCUCCUGCAGGCCCAGUUGGCCUCACUCAGGAGGGAGGUCCUGUCAGGAGCAGAUAACAUGCCAAUCAAUGGCCACAAGGGGGCACUGGAGCUCAAUGUGGAUCCAGAAGAGCCACAAACUGAAGUUAUCAGUGGCACUUUAACAGAACUGGAGGAUAUGGAUGUACAGUUACAAACUGAGCAGCAUGAGGCACUAAGAUCCACAGAGCUUGAACUAGUGCCAACUGAUACAAUGUCCUGUUUGGAGAGCCCUGACUUGGACUUAAAUUUGCCAAACACUGGCUUGACUACAUCUAAGGUUUUAGAGGAUAAACGGGAAGUGUCAUUGUCCCUUGUAUCGUCUAAGAAGCGCAGCUCAGCGGAUGACUCAGUAGACGCAGUUGAAAGCAAAGUACAAAGAGUCAGCUGAGAAUGAUUUUACAUUAAAAACACACUCGUCUCCAUUCCUUUUUUUAACUCUUUUUAAAAAUUGCUGUUACCUUGGUCACACAUUUCCAGGUCAAAAAUUCUGUGCUCUGUCUGUAUUCUGUCAUUUUACAAAACAUACAUACAUACAUACACACACAUUUCCAUGAUACAAUAUUUUUUACCUUUUCCAUGCUUAUUUAUGUUUAAAUGCUAGUUUGGCAGUGCUUUUUGAUGUACUCGUAUGCUCUUUUCACUCAAAGAAUGAAUGCAUUGGAUUUCAGUUUGCUUCUUUUGUUCUUUGAGCAUAAGUAGAAGCAUGUCAUCAUGAAUUCAUAAAGUAAACAUAUUGUGAUGAUCUAUGGAAAAA
This is a messenger RNA of Megalobrama amblycephala (Wuchang bream), 1947 nucleotides long. RefSeq lists its product as uncharacterized. NCBI's taxonomy places the organism in Eukaryota, Metazoa, Chordata, Actinopteri, Cypriniformes, Xenocyprididae. The record is from RefSeq and is a predicted model, not a curated record.